Messenger RNA from Recurvomyces mirabilis, 1098 nucleotides. RefSeq lists its product as uncharacterized. The transcript has 2 exons. Gene Ontology annotation, cellular component: plasma membrane. Lineage: Eukaryota; Fungi; Ascomycota; Dothideomycetes; Mycosphaerellales; Teratosphaeriaceae. Gene Ontology annotation, biological process: phosphatidylinositol phosphate biosynthetic process. The record is from RefSeq and is a predicted model, not a curated record. Gene Ontology annotation, molecular function: 1-phosphatidylinositol-4-phosphate 5-kinase activity. Bases 1 to 1098 code for a protein of 365 amino acids.
AUGGCACUGUCGAGAGAAGAAGCAAUCGCUCACUCCAUCCAACAUAGCCUCCUCGAACGGAACGAGAAGCCCGGUCUCCUAGGUAAAAUACCAGCUGCCUUCAACACGACCACAUUGACCUUUGAUUGCAUCUCUCCUGACCUGUUCAGGUCGCUCAGACAGGUAUGGCAAGUUUCGGAGAAGUCGUACGCGGGGAGCUUCACUGCAGACGACAGCCUGGUGGCAAUGGGCGACAUUGGCUUCAGCGGCUCCACUUUCUUCCACACAAAGGACGGCAAGUAUCUGGUGAAAAGUGUGCCGCGCCAGUUUGAGCACAGCUUUUUCAAGGACGAUUUGCUAGAGAAGUAUGUAGAUUAUAUGUUCAAUAAUGCGACCAGCCUUCUGAUCAGGAUCACCGACUUUCUCGAACAUUCACAGCAUAGUCUUGGCAGUGUCAUAGGCACGGCGCCGAGUCAUCAUCUUGUUAUGGAAAACAUCAUGUUUGGGAAGGAGGAGGGCGAGAAGAGUGGGAAAUGGAAGAAUUGGGAUCUGAAGCCUAUGUCGUACUUCUUCCCCGAACGAGAUAUAGCUGGUGGAGCGUUGACCAAUGAUGAGACGAAGGAGAAGCUCGCUGAUGAGUUCAAGGACAAGCUGGUCCUCACUCUCGACCAAGCAGAGGACUUCAAGGCUCAAUUGGCCAAGGACACGAAAUUGUUGAGUGAUUGCGAUGCUGUAGACUACUCCCUGUUCCUCGUCCGCAUCCCGCUGGUCUCCAUUAAGGCCAAUGCUUCAUCCGACGGCAAUGGAACCGAUGGCAACCUCACUAUACAACAGCCAGACGGCCUAUCGCCACCACAUGCCGGUCCCUUCAUACCACCAUCGCCACCCAGCUGGCGCACCGGCAUCCCCUCUUCAGACGGAAAAUAUGCAUAUCGUGCUGCGAUCCUCGACUUCUUCUGGUCCAAGCAUAAAGUGUACGCUAAGGCGAUGACGGGAUUGAUUUCCGCAUACAAUGUCGUUGACAAGCAGGGGCACAUGAGUAUCACUACUACGGCACCUGAGUAUCGAGAGCGGUUUCUCAAGAUGUGCUGGGAUAUGAUUGAAGUGAGGGAGGGGUAA